AUGGACCACAAAUCAGUGAAAUUUAAUGAAUUUAAUCAAAAAACGGAUGUAUGGGACAAUUACAUCGACCGGUUAAAGUUUUGUUUUGAGGCUAAUGGCAUCAUGUUAGACGGCGCCAAACGAGCGAAUUUCUUUACUGUGUGUGGAGCGGAAGUCUUUGAGACUCUUUUGGCCUUGAUUACACCAAGGAAAGCUAGUGAUGUGACAUUUGUUGAAAUUGAAACAAUUUUAACAAAACAUUAUAGCCCAAAGCCAAAUGAAAUCUCCAUGUCAUAUAAAUUCUACACACGGAACCAGAAUACUAAUGAAAAUGCAUCAGAAUAUAUUGCACAGUUGAGGAAAAUUAGCUCAAAAUGUAAUUUUAUGGAAUUAGAACGGAUGCUACGUGACCGGCUUGUGUGUGGUAUGAAAGAUCGUCGUCUACAAUAUGAACUCUUGAAAAAAGAUAACCUGCAUUAUCAAGAUGUUAUUGAUGCCAUGUUAGCAGCAGAGACUGCAGGAAAAGACUACCAUAUGAUUCAUUCAUCUAUGGGUACAGAAAAUAGCAGCACAAGUACAAACUGUGCAGCAGCAACAACAACUCAAAGCUCCUCAGUGGAAGAGAUGGACAUAAAUGCAGUACAAACUAGAUCAAAUACACGACUAUGUUUUCGGUGUGGUGAUCGUCAUGGUGGUGAAUGUAGAUUUAUAAAUGCCACCUGUCGGUUCUGUAAGAAGCGAGGCCAUAUUGAGAAGAUUUGCUUGGUAAAGAAGAAAUCUUUAAAGAGAAAUAUUAAUUUCACAAAUGAUGAACACACAGAUACACACUUGAAUGGUAUUUACAGCAUUAACUGUGAAAACAAAGUAUUACCAUUUGUUGUUGAAGUAUCAUUGGAGAAUAUACCUGUUGUGAUGCAGGUAGACACAGGUGCAAGUUUUUCAUUAGUAAAUGAAUGCACUUGGAAGAAUAUAGAACAUCAGAACCAACAUAUAACUCUUCAACCAGUGAACCUUACUCUACGUACAUGGACAGAUACACCUGUAAUCUUACUUGGCCAAGCUAAACUACAAGCUCAAUACAGAGACAUCAAAUGUUCACUAAAUGUUAUUAUAGCAAAGGGUCGGGGCCCCAAUCUUCUGGGACGGGAUUGGCUGGGCCCAUUGAAUAUUGCAUUGAAUAUCAAUGUUAUAGCUAACAGUGAUCUUGUGAACAUUGAGAAGACAAUUUUAAAAUACAGCAACAUCUUCAGGGAUGGACUGGGCACAUUUAGGGGAGAUCCAGUGACCAUACAUCUCAAACCUGGUGCUACACCUAAGUUUUUCAAGGUUCGUCCAGUACCAUAUGCUAUCAAGGCUAGAGUUGAAGAGGAAAUUGAUCGCUUGGUGGCUGAAGGUGUACUGAGGCCUUUAUCUUAUUCAGAAUGGGCAACACCUGUUGUGCCAAUAAUAAAGAAGUCUGGAGACAUUCGGUUAUGUGGAGAUUACCGUAGUACUGUCAACCAAGCAACUGAGUCGGACACCUACCCCAUGCCAACAGCAAAUGAGGUAUUUGCUACAGUUGCAGGUGCGAAGUUCUUUACAACCUUAGACCUUGAUAGAGCAUACACACAAGUGAAAGUUCAAGACAGCACUGCUAAAAUGUUAACAUUAAACACAUGCAAGGGUCUCUACUCCGUACAUCGGUUACCUUUUGGAGUCAAAGCCUGCCCUGGAAUAUUCCAGAGACUCAUGACAGCAUUGCUAGCAGGAGUUCAAGGAGUGGCAGUCUUAAUUGAUGAUAUAAUUGUAAGUGGUCCUACAAUGCUGGAAAUGCAACAACGACUUGAAACUGUUCUAGACAGGAUACAAAAGGCUGGAUUUCGUCUUAACAAGAGCAAAUCUCCAAGUAAAAUAGAAGCUGUAGUGAAGACGCCAGAACCACAGAAUGUCCAGGAGUUACAGGCUUUCUUAGGACUGUAUAAUUUUUAUGAAAGGUUUAUACCCCACAAGGCAACUAUACUUGAGCCAUUACAUAGACUACUAGAUAAGUCUCAAACAUGGCAAUGGACUCAACGGGAACGAGAUGCAUUCAAUAAAGCUAAACAGUUGCUUACAUUUGAAACCACAUUAGUUCAUUAUGAUUUAUACAAACCACUAAUUCUUACGUGUGAUAGUUCACAAUAUGGCGUUGGGGCAGUGCUAUCGCAUGUGAUGGAAAACGGACAAGAAAGACCGAUCGCAAUGAGUUCUAGGACAUUAAAUUCCCACGAACGACGGUAUUCACAGUUGGACAAAGAAGCGACUGCCAUUAUGUUUGGCAUUAAAAAGUUUCACAAUUAUUUAGCGGGGAGGAAUUUUACUGUGAUAACCGACCACAAGCCCCUACUUGGAAUAUUCGAUCCAAAAAGGCCAAUGCCAUGUAUUUUAUCACCUCGUUUGACAAGAAUCGCAAUAGCAUUAACUGCGCACGAUUAUAGCAUUGCUUAUCGACCAGGAACUGAAAUCGGCAAUGCAGACAGUUUAAGUCGAUGGCCGCUACCUGUACCAGAUCAAGAGGAACAACCUCUCUAUGAAAUACUACUGAUGGCGGAAAAUCUUAGUGAUUUCCCUUUUACCGCGCUUGAAAUAUGCUCUGAAACGAAGAAAGAUCAAACUCUCUCCCGAGUUGUUCACUUUCUACAAAGCGGAUGGCCAAACAAAGUUAACGAUCGUGAUUUACGAGAACUUAUUUGUGAAACCCUGGUAUCAGAUAACGGAACUUCUUUUGUGUCCGCAGAAAUGAAAUUGUUUUUAGAAUCUAACAAAAUUAGACAUGUGACAUCCGCACCUUAUCACCCGGCCACUAAUGGCUUGGCAGAACGGAUGGUACAGACAGUGAAGGAAAAGCUUCGGAAGAUGGAUGGAUCAUGGGAAAUAAAAAUUCCAAAUAUGUUACUAGGUCUUAGGGUGACUCCGUGUUCUAAAACAAAUAAAAGCCCUUCGGAACUUUUGAUGAAUAGACGCCUACGCACGGUCUUAGAUUCUUUGCACCCUGAUAGCCUGCAGUAUAAAAAGGUUGAAGGUCAAAUAAUAAAUAAUGCACAACAGAAAAACAGAGAAACUAAUGUGGGACAAAAAAUAAUGUACAGAAAUUACACAAACGGGCCAAAAUGGUUACCUGGUCAAGUUUUCGAAAAAGAUGGCCCAUCUAAUUACAGAGUACAAACUGAAGAUGGUGCAGUUUUACGGCGUCAUAUAGAUCAAAUAAUUAAAGUACAAAAUAGAGAGAAAACAAGUGACAUACUUGGUGGAAACAACAAUGAGAGGAGUAAUGCAGAGACUGAGGAAGAUAAGAUUGAUCAAAAUGAACAGAAUAAUGAUUUAGGAAGCGGAUCAGAGCAAGAGUCAGAAAAUGAUCCUAUUAUUGAAAUACCAAGUGCAGAAAAAUGGGAAGAGAUGUUAGGAAUACCUAAAUCAGCUGAAAUUGAAACGUCAGGGGGGAAGAUCAGAACUAAACGAAAUGUUCAUUCUAAAGUUCCAUAUUCUAGACCCAGUUGUUUUAAUGAAAAUAAUGAAUAA
Molecule: messenger RNA, 3516 nt
Organism: Pararge aegeria (speckled wood butterfly)
Lineage: Eukaryota; Metazoa; Arthropoda; Insecta; Lepidoptera; Nymphalidae
Exons: 4
Coding region: 1-3516 (1171 amino acids)
Biological process (GO): DNA integration
Molecular function (GO): nucleic acid binding
Source: RefSeq, a predicted model, not a curated record